This is a messenger RNA of Closterium sp. NIES-65, 3828 nucleotides long. Lineage: Eukaryota; Viridiplantae; Streptophyta; Zygnematophyceae; Desmidiales; Closteriaceae. The record is from the annotation of a GenBank genome assembly.
AUGGCUAGGUGGACGUCGUGGCACGCUGACCGCGACCGGCGUCGUGGAGGUGUCGACCUCUUUGGUUUGGUGGGCGCGAUGGGCGAACUCGAGCUGGACUUCCGGGCAGGAAGGGGCAGGUGGGGGCAGGCUGGCGCCGCCGUGCGCAUCCGCCUUCCCGCUCCUCGCCCAUCCGCCUUGCCCCAUCCGCCGUAUCUCUGCCUUCCGCCGUUCCGCUACCUUCCGCCGUGCCGCUGCCUUCCGCCGUGCCGCUGCCUUCCGCCGUACCUUGUCCGCCGCCUCGCGCCAUCCGCCUUACCACCGACUCGUUCCGUCCCGUUUCCGAAACGUCCCGACCUCGUUUCGAGCCGCCCUGUUGAACUGCGUUCCAAACCAGAAAUCGGGUGCAUGGAAGCCGCGGACCCGCGCCGCCUCGCGCGCAGAGUCAUGCGGGUAGCGCUCGCCCUUGCGCUGCUGCACGCCAUGGUGGCGGAGCUUGCGCCACCGGGGGAAGCCACGGCCGCGGCGGAUGUCGGAGGCGGAGUAGGCGGUGGACGCGGAGGAGGUGGAGGAGCUGGUGAAGGGAGGAUAGCGACCGCCGCGGAGCGGAGCUUCCAUCGGCGGAGCUACGAUCCGCGGAGCUUCCAUCGGCGGAGUCCGCGCGAGACUAGUCCUAGGCGUCGCCGGUCAGCGUAUUCACUGUUUGCCUCCGCCGCGCAGAUCAUAACCGACGCGGACAUGGCGGUGCUGGCGAACCUCAAGGCGGAGUGGGGUGCGUUUCCGGGGAGUGCCACGUGGCAGAGUGGCAGAGCAUGCGCGCGGAUGGCGGGAGUGACGUGCGACGAGAAGGGCAACGUGCAGAAGCUCAUGUUGACUCGCAAGCAGCUCACCGGCUCGCUGCCCGCCUUCAUCGCCAACCUUUCCGCCCUCCAGCAACUCUGCUGUCAGUCCUCUCCCACUCCUCUCCCACUCCUCUCCCACUCCUUUCCCCAUUCCUCUCCCCACUCCUCUCCCACUCCUCUCCCCAUUCCUCUCCCCACUCCUCUCCCCACUCAUCUUCCCACUCAUCUCCCCACUCAUAUCCCCGCCCCUCUCCCCACCCCUCUCCCCAUUCCUCUUCCCGCUGAUCUUCCCUCUCCUCUUGUCACUCUUCUACUCAACAUCUCAAAUUUCUUGCCAAUUUCUCGCCUGUCUUAUCAGAAGCGAGCCAUACCUUUAGGCAACACCGGCAAGCCGAGGACGGGGCAGGAAGGAGAGGACGGUAGGUAUCAGGAAGGAGUUGUAUCCCUGCUCCCGUUUCUCCUCGCUCCAUAUCCCAUCCCGCUUGUCCCCUCCCGCUUGUCCCCUCCCACUUGUCCCCUCCCACUUGUCCCCUCCCACUUGUCCCCUCCCACUUGUCCCCUCCCACUUGUCCCCUCCCACUUGUCCCCUCCCACUUGUCCCCUCCCACUUGUCCCCUCCCACUUGUCCCCUCCCACUUGUCCCCUCCCGCUUGUCCCCUCCCACUUGUCCCCUCCCACUUGUCCCCUCCCACUUGUCCCCUCCCACUUGUCCCCUCCCACUUGUCCCCUCCCGCUUGUCCUUGCCUUACUGCGUCCCCCCGCCGCCUGCUCCGCCUUCUGCGGCCUCGUCUCCCCGGAUCAGAAGCCCUGCUCGGGCGCGGGAACGUGCCGGCUGGACAAGGCAGGGAAGCCCAUGUGUGUGUGCGAGGACGGGUACGUGACCCGUGCAUCGCCGGGGGCCUGCAUGCCGGAGUCGCGGAGUGUGUCGUUGGCGCUCUCGCUCGUGGACUCGCCCUCUGUGCGCUUCAAGGGCUCUGCGUCCUUGCUAGGGGACCAGGGCUAUGUGGUUCCUCGCGAGCCCGAGGUUACUGGGGUUGCUGGGGUGAGUGGGGCGGCAUCUGUAUCUGAAUCAGGCGUGGAACCAGUGACAUCUGAUGUGCCGCCUGAGGCUUUGCUGGUGAGCCCGGGAGAGCGUGGGGCGUGGGGGGCCGUCACGCUGCUGCCGCUCGUCACGCUCUUCACCUUGGCCACCCCGCAGGACCCCUGCGGCCGCCAGCUGGCGUUCAACUUCUCCUUCUCCUUUGUCAUGGCUCCUCAAUUUACACAGCUCAACUCCUCCUCCUCCUCUUCCCCAGGGGACGGGGCGGGAGGAGCAGGAGCAGCAGGGGACGGGCUAGCCUUUGUGAUAAGCGCCACGGAGCCGACAGGGGGGCCAGGCAUGGGGUACAAGGGCAUGGGCAAGAGGAGCGUGGCAGUGGAGCUAGACACGCGGAAGGACGCCAAGAGUGGUGACCCGGAUAGCAACCACGUGGGGGUCAAUGUGGGGGGAGAGAGCCAAUCAAUUGCAACAGCUACAAUCUACGGUUUCUCUUUGAACAACGGCGACUUUCGAUACGUUUGGAUCAUGUACGAACCGUUUAAUGGUGAGCCUGUUGGGGGCACCGGCAACAGCAGCAGCAGCAGCAGCAGCAACAGUGGAGGAGGAGCGGGGGGGAGGCUGCGGGUGUUUGUGGCAUCAAGGAAGCAGAAGCCGGUACAAGCGUUGCUGGACAUGCCUCUGUCGCUCUGCUCCGUGCUCAAGCCGUCCCCGUCACAGCCCUCGGUGUUCUUUUCCUUCUCCGCCUCUUCCUCGUCGUCCUCCCCCCCACAGGCGCAUCUUGUGCCGUGGUGGGAGCUACAGACAGGCCCAUCAGACCCCUGCUUCGGUGUGUCUCGCCUGUCUCCUACCAGCGUCUACUGCCGCACCAAAGUGUCUUCCUGCCCUGCCACAACCACAGGCUCUGGCACCGACGGGGGUGCUGCUGCUGGUGCCGGUGGUGAUGCUGGGGGUGGUGGUGGUGGUGGUGGUGGGGUGAUUGCAAAGCCGUUCAUCCCGCCCAAUGGAUGGGCAGAAGGAGACGGAGGAGGGGGAUUAGGAGGAGAUGGCGGAGGGGGGCAAGAGCAGGGAGGACAGGCAGGAGGGUGCGAAAUCGAUGCAUGUGGCAAGGGUGACAGGAACCCGUGUGGAGUGGGAAACUGUGUGAACGACGGCUACGGUGCAUACACCUGUGUGUGCCCACCUGACUUCUAUCUCGGCACUACAGAAUUCGGCGCCCCUUCCUGCGCCCCAGGUAUCAGUGAUGACUUUUUCACAGUGACGGUGAGCACGAUGCAGUGCUACCAUUUGUACCCCAUCUACUACCUCACGCUCGCCCAGUUCCUGCAGCAGAACCCAUUGCUGGCGUGUGACAAGCCUCUGCCCUUGGGUGCUGUGAUCAGCGUGAAGCCCAGCCUUGACUAUCAGCCCUGCUCCGUCUUCUACACCACAGUGCAGAACGACACGUGUGAGUCCAUUGCCGCCCUCUUCUCUCUCGCCUCCUCCUGCUCGGACCCCUCCCAGCCCUGCACCACCGACCUCCUCCGCCUCAACCCGGGCCUCGACUGCUCCAUCACCGCAGCAACAACCACCACAACAACACCAACAACACCAACAACAGAACCUUUAAGCAGCAGCAGCAGCAGCAGCAACCUUGACAGUCCCCUACCCACCGGGCUCUCCGUCUGUAUAGAGCGUGCCAACACACUGGAGCCUGUGUGCGGGGAGAGUGUGACAGUGCAGAGUGCGGGGAACGCGACGUGUGCAUUGUUGCUGGCGGGGAGGCAGCCGCCGCUGAGUGCACUGGAGCUCUACCGCAUGAACCCCGGCAUCUACUGCCACCGCCUGCUGCCGCCCUCCACUGACUCGGGAUUCCCGGGGUCCGAGGUUUGUACCGACGUCAGUAUUGGCAUGACAAUGGGCUCAUGUCCACGGGCCGAUGUGUACCUUGCCACAGAUAAUGACAGAUGCAGUGCCAUUCAGUUCAGGUGA